Ixodes scapularis (black-legged tick) is the source of this 6418-nucleotide messenger RNA. RefSeq names its product xaa-Pro aminopeptidase 1 (gene ApepP). The record is from RefSeq and is a predicted model, not a curated record. The transcript has 19 exons. NCBI's taxonomy places the organism in Eukaryota, Metazoa, Arthropoda, Arachnida, Ixodida, Ixodidae. Bases 146 to 2479 code for a protein of 777 amino acids. Gene Ontology annotation, molecular function: metalloaminopeptidase activity.
UUCUCCGCCACCUGGUGAGGCGGGGCGGAAACGGGCAACAAAAGAAAAUGCGUUACUCUAAGAACCCUACCCGUCAAUAAUAACCCUAUUCAUCUUGUUUCUGUUAAACAUCCUCCCUCUUGGUUGACUCCUCACUCCGGCAAGCAUGGAGUGCCAAUACGUGGCCACACAGCGGGGCGGCAUUGCCUUGCUGUAUGAAGGGCACCGGUACAACAAGGUGCGGGACGGCAAGGAGGGCACGGUGUACUGGCGAUGUGCUCGGGACCGCCAGUGUCCCGGCCGGGCGGUCACGGUCUACAGCCGCAUCAAGAAGGCCAACAACAAGCACAACCACCCUCCGGACGCCUGGCGGAACAAGGUGGACCAGGUGGUGUCGGACUUGAAACUGCGCGCCCAGGACGACGCCACCACCCUGCCCACCCUGUUCACGGAGACGCUCAAGUACCUGGCCUCGAGCCACCAGGUGGCUGCCCUGGCCAGCGUCGUGCCCACCUUCCCCAGCUUCAAGAGUUGCAAGCCUCGCCACCAGCUUGUGCCCUCCCUGCUCCAGCUGAGAGACUUCCGUCCAGAAGACAAUUGGCUCUAUGCCAACACAGCAGAUGAGCCCUCCACCUCGGAACCGUUAGACAUGGCAUUACGAAACACGGGCACCUUGCUCAAACGCCUGCGAGCGCUCAUGAAAAACACGACUCAUGUGAGCGAAACGAUUCAGGCCUACAUUGUUCCGUCUGGAGAUGCCCACCAGAGCGAAUACAUUGCGCCUUGUGAUAAACGAAGAGCUUUUCUGACCGGAUUUACAGGAAGCGCUGGUACUGCGAUUGUGACCGAAGAUCAGGCUGCGCUUUGGACCGACGGUCGAUAUUUCCUGCAGGCGGAACAACAGCUGGACUCAAAUUGGAUCCUCAUGAAAGAUGGCAUCCCAGGCACACCAUCCCAGGGCGAUUGGCUCUGCAAGGUGCUGUCCAGCGGCAGCAGAGUAGGAGUGGAUCCGUUCCUCAUGCCCUACGACGCCUGGAAGCAGCUCUGCAAUCAGCUGGAUGCGUCGGGACAUUCCCUGGUCCCUGUAUCGCAGAACCUCGUGGAUCUGAUCUGGGAAGAGCGGCCAUCCCCACCCAGCCGCCCCCUCGACUCGCUCUCCAUCAUCUACACGGGCAAGUUCUGGCAGGACAAGAUAGCGGACAUCCGGCAAGACAUGACCCAGAAGUCGGCCUCCGUGCUGGUCAUCACAGCCCUUGACGAAAUUGCAUGGCUGUUUAAUCUAAGGGGCUCCGACAUCGACUACAAUCCAGUCUUCUUUGCCUAUGCUGUGAUCACCAUGGAUUCUGCCCACUUGUUCAUUGACGAGAACAAGCUGAGUGCCACGCUUCAACGUCACCUCUCAGCCGACCGAAACGAGAAAAGCGUCGCAGUUGACAUCCGACCCUACCGUGUGUUUAAGGACUUCCUCUCCCUGUUGAUAAAUCAGCAGUCGGGGAAAAUUUGGGUCAGCAGUUGUUCGAGCUAUGCAGUUGUCAGCCAAGUUCCCAAGGAACGUCGAAUCGAGUCUACAAAUCCUGUGAUGCUCAGGAAGGCAAUUAAAAACGAAACGGAAAUCGAAUGCAUGCGGCGUGCCCACAUCAAAGAUGCGGUGGCACUGUGUGAAUUUUUUGUUUGGAUGGAAUCUCAAGUCCCGAAAGGGGAAGUGACAGAGAUCACGGCUGCUGCCAAGCUGGAGCACUUCCGCAGGGAGCAGGAAGACUACGUAGGACCAAGUUUCGAGACCAUCUCGGCAUCUGGCCCCAACGCGGCCAUCAUCCACUACCGUCCCGAGGAGGACUCGGACCGGCGAGUUACCACCGAGGAGGUCUACCUGUGCGACUCGGGUGGUCAAUACAGAGACGGGACAACAGACGUAACCAGGACGUGGCACUUCGGCAUGCCCAGCCAGUACGAGAAGGAGUGCUUCACCAGGGUCGUGAAAGGAAACAUUGCACUGUCAUCCGCUAUCUUUCCCCGACUUGUGAAAGGGCAAAUGCUAGAUACGCUGGCACGACGGGCACUCUGGGAAGUGGGUCUGGACUACCUACACGGAACGGGACACGGAGUGGGCGCCUACCUCAAUGUUCACGAAGGACCAAUGGGCAUCAGUUGGAUGCCCCAUCCUAAUGAUCCAGGUCUUCAGGAAGGGAUGAUCCUUUCGAUUGAGCCUGGCUAUUACGAGGACAACCAGUUUGGAAUUCGGAUUGAGAACUUGGUGCUUGUCCGGAAGGCUGCCACCAAGUACAACUUCAAAGAUCGAGGGUUCCUGGCUUUCGAUUCCCUGACGCUGGUUCCCAUCCAGACCAAGAUGCUCAACCCCCUGAUGCUCACUGCUGACGAGGUGGAGUGGCUAGAUACAUACCACCAGGCCUGCCGCGAUGUGAUUGGUCGGGCACUCGAGGAGCAAGGCCGCGAUCUGGCCCUCCAGUGGCUGCUGCGGGAAACGCAGCCUCUGGGCUAGAACAGCCUUCGGACCCCGUCACCCUCACCACUGUGUUCGGGUGUCGUGCCAAAGGGUGUUCUUGAAAUGGGGUUGAGUUUUGCUCUGUUGCCAGUUUUUGGCGCCCAAACCCUACUGUGCAUUUAGGAAGCUUCCAAGGGGAGUGUCCGCACCCCAAGGCUGCUUCUCGGAAACCCAGCGUGGCGCCGCCUCGGUCUGGUCGUCGGUGCGCUCUGAAAGGCCUGGCGCGUUGUGCCCGCUUGGUGCACCGAGAUGGCGCUUUGGAGCAACAAGCUUUGGGCAACAGCUUUAUUCCCACCCCCCUACCCUGUCUUUUUGUGGAAGUCAGUUGGAGUCAUUUUAAAGAGGGAGGAUGUGAUAACAGAGCAGUUUUUUUCUCAGGUUUCCUAGAAACCACCGGAGCAUUGAUUGUUAGUGACAGCCAGCAAAAACCCUGCAACAGGGCAUCCUGGCACUGUGGAGCCUGGCUCAGCAGCUUGCAACUGCAGUCUUUUGUACGUCUCUUGUUUGACGAGUGUCGACAACCUUCGCCAUUCUCCUCACAAAACCACGGGUCAACAGCAUCUUGUGCUAGGUUCACACUGUCGAAAGCUUUAAGGGAGUCCUUGGAUGCGUGACGGUGAUUUUUUGGAGAAAAACAAAGAAUAACAAGAUUUUGAGUCAGUUGGAGACUUUUCUGGGCACCCUGGUUGAUUAAGAGCAAUAACGACAGUGCCUGAUUUCUGGCAUAGGAGCACUAACCAAGGUAUUAGCGGUCUCAGUGUGUCAAGGACCUUUUCUGUUCUGGUUUUUGACGUUUCACGACACUUGAUGCGCGGCAGUAUAAAUACAGCAGCGACGAGUGUUAAAUGGCAUUGUUAACAAAGCACCGUAUGACGGAAGUAUGGCAGUGUGGCAUAUAUAUAUAUAUAUAUGCAGACUCUUCGUUUUCUACUGCUGGGCUUGCAUCAAAAUGCAUCCUGCCGUGUCUUAGGCACACAAGGGGUUUGGGGCUACUGCAUUGCACGCCACGUUUCCUUUUCUCGUUGUUGUGGCCUGCACUUCGUUCUGUGGCAUAGUUUUGCCGGUGUGGUUGUCACUUGGUUUCAUUUGAACGGAUUAAGAAUGUACGUGUUUAGCCGCCGGAUCAUAUUUUUUAUCCCAACUACUGUAUUCUGAGUGCACAUAUGUCCUGGACACAAUAGUACCGAAAGGUAAAACAAAACAAAUUUUGUCAUUUGAGUGUAGCACUUUUGUUUGUCGAGAUAUUUUCUUGAGAGUACGAGCUUAGUAUCGUUGCACAUGCUGGUGAGGAAACUAUGGCCUCGAGGAGUUUAAUGCCCACAAAUGAAGCCCUGGGUAUAUGACCCUUGUUGAGGUACUUAAGUUGACAUUUGCAACAGGCACUGCAGUGUCCUUUCCACGUAUGAAAUGCUUGAUUUUAAUCUGACAUUCCAUUCCCAUAGUUAUAUGGUAGGCUCGCAGCAAAUUGGCGUGAGAAGCAAAUGUUGGGCCUCUCUACCAUUGCAACUCGUUUUGUGUGUGUUUUUGUCUCUCGACAAAGUUUUGUUUCUACAUCACUGGUGGCAACCUGUCUGCCACUCCUUGCAGUGCUCUCCGAGGUUAACAGCAAAUAACUCAGAUGGGCUUGGUUUAUAGCUCCUGUCAAAAACCGUGAUGCACUCGGAGAUGGCGAAUCCUCUUAAAAAUGAUAAUUCUGCGGGGCAACCUGUGAGCCGUACAGGUGGAAACUUGCUUAGAGAUGCAGGAGUUCCGACGAUGAGAGACGUUAUUUUUUAUACCUCUGUGGAGCUACCUCGUCAAAGGGAUGGGCUGCUUGCAACAGCCUUUUGAAACACACUACCUCGGAGUCUCUUUGACCGGUCGGUUAGAGCCUGAGUUCCUCGUUGCCGGCAUUUUUUGGUUCUUGCUAUGCAUGGUCCCGCGUACCUGCGCUACCCUCAUUCUUUUCUGGCCUGGGGCAAUAGGUGGCAUAUUGUGCACCACAGCUUUUGCAUACUUGCGGGGCCUGCGUCGCAGAGUCUGCAGCCGUUGGCAAUCGGGUUGCAGUCUGGGCGCCGCUGGGUGUGCCCCGGCUGGAGGCUGCUCCCCUGCGGCCAGGCUGUUUGUUGCCUGGGCGCUGGUGCGCGAAGGGCCCGCGUCUGUUCCCACUGUAGUAGUGCCUUUUGUUUGGCUUCAGGCAUCUUUGAAUGCAGUUCAACUGCCAGCAGGUGCAACCGUUGGAAACCUCAGCUUAACAACCAAGGACCUCAUUUGAGCUUUGAAAUCACUACCUCGUCGGAGCAAGGGCCUUUGCCCGUUUCGUUCAAGACAAACUGUGUGGCUUUUUGAGGUUUUUGCGGAACCAGUCGGGGCAAUAUACAGGCAGCCCACGUGUGGCGGAAACCAGAAUGUAAAAUGCUGACGCAACUCGGAUCUUCUUUUUAGACCUUUACAGCGUGCUGGGCGACUGCAGCCCCCCGUGACGGACGGGAAAUUUGCCGCAUCUACCUCCAGAUAGACUGGCCGUCGGUUUUUCCGAGCAGGGCAAGUUGUCCCUAGGCCAGCCCCUAGCAGAUACCUCUGAAAACACGAGCAGCCUCAUUUUCUUGGCUACCUGGAGCAGCCGACCGGGUGUUGUGGCUGUCUCCCACAGCUGUUAGUGUGUGUAGUUUUCCUUGUGCCAACCUAUCCGCCGGUGCCUCAGAGGCUGUGAGGCGUUGCGUGAUGUCCAAGCGGGUACCUGUACAGACGUUGUACAGACGGUCUACCUCAGCGCCCACUGCGCAGAGUGCGUGGCCGCCAACCGCAGUUACCUCGAGUGGGCCUCGGUGCCCGGCAGAAAUACCUCAGCAGGGUUUGUGCAGAACUGGGGGGCUGCAGUUGCCCGAGGGGAGAGUGUCAGGGUGUUGUCGUGUGCUUUCUGCUGUGACCUUCGUGGCGUGUGCCCGGCUGCCAGCCCUCGCGGGCGGUGCCAAGCGCAGGCCCGCGGGAAGCUCGCAGCGUGUCUUGUGCACCCCCUUUUUCCUUGCCACCGAGCAGUCGACCAUCAGUGUCUUCCAGCAGAAAAAAAUGUUUUAUGUUGUUGCUGUUAGCGUGACCGUAGCGACGAGAAAAAUCACCCAUGCGCAUAUCACACGGUGGAAAAGACUGGAGCAAUAAUUGUCAUUCAAUGGAGUGUUGUGUGUUGCAUGUGUGUAUAUCAAAGGCAGUCAAACUGUCGUAUCUGUGGUCCUAGUGCUCAACAGCCCGGCAGACUGGGAGACGGGGCGGCACCGCCGUUGCACGCUCUCACAGGCCGCCCCGGGCGUGUGUGCUGGGCCCCCCUUUUGUAGUGCGUCGGCUGGGACGUUAAACCACGCUUUUCUACGCCCUCGGACGGCCUCCGACUGCCACCGCACAAUCGGCAACCAUUCCAGACGCCGCUUUGAGUUUGGCCCGCUCCCCGGUCUCCCACUCUGCCGGCCGGUGGCUGUGUCGUAGUUCUCGCUGUCGUCAUGCUGUCGGUGUUUGGUGUACCUCGCUCCAGAAUACCUCGGCGGGUGCGGAGGCCACACCCCAGAGCAAUGUCUCGCAUCCCACCUGGCUUCCCUCGCAGUCCCACAGGGCGCUCUAGUCAAGACCCUGUCGAAAGUAGCUGUAUUGGCACCCGGGACUCCGUCCGCGCCACGCUCGCUGGACCCGGCACAUUGGGAGAGCUUGGACCGGCAGGCGCGAGGAGAGAGACGCUUUCUGCCUGGCCAGCUUCGGCCAGCGGCACUUCGUGUUCGAAUGGAGACGGCAAUCGUACGAAAGCGAAACAAGUCUGUGCACUGCUAGUGACUCAAAGUCAUUUGGAGAACAGCAUUUUCAUUUUAGCCAAUGAGCAAUAUGUACUCUCCUCAAAUGGAGAUGUGUGAUUUGCUUUGUAUAAAUUAUCUUCAAGUGCUCUAUGUUGAAAUAAAUGAUUUUAAGGAUGUA